Messenger RNA from Notechis scutatus (mainland tiger snake), 2944 nucleotides. RefSeq names its product solute carrier organic anion transporter family member 4C1 (gene SLCO4C1). The record is from RefSeq and is a predicted model, not a curated record. Gene Ontology annotation, biological process: sodium-independent organic anion transport; transmembrane transport. Gene Ontology annotation, cellular component: basolateral plasma membrane. Gene Ontology annotation, molecular function: protein binding. Lineage: Eukaryota; Metazoa; Chordata; Lepidosauria; Squamata; Elapidae.
UAAGGAGAAAACCUCAGGUCACCACGCCGAGAGUUCCACCUUCGUCCUCUCGCAAGAGGGCUGGCUUUCUUAAUUGCCUUUCUUCUUCCUAAUUUUCACUUUGCCGGUUCUUGACAGCGGGACCGCCUUCAUCGACUCUUCUUCCUCUGCCCUAUGUAGGCGGGCAGGCGCUUGGACGACAGGUGCUUCGGACACUGAGACGGCCUUGGCAGCUGAGCUUCUCACGACUCCUCCGAUCGCGCCAUGAAAAAGGCUGGCUUGGACAACCCGGCUUUCCAGACUUCCAGUCCGGAUCUUCUCGACCCUUCCGCGACCCCGUCUGCCUUGCAGUCGCCGAGUUUUGACCCGGACGACCAACUCUGCGGGAUCGGCCGAUGCACUCCUCGCGCCCUGCAGGUCUGCAACAACGCCAAAGGCUACCUGGUCUUCUACAGCCUCCUCUCGGUCUUCCAAGGGAUUAUUGUAAAUGGAUUGAUAAAUGUCAGCAUUUCUACAAUUGAGAAACGUUAUGAUUUGAGCAGUUCCCUCACUGGCGUAAUCUCUGCUGGUUAUGACAUUUCAUUCUCUGUACUAUGCCUUUUUAUAUCGUUCUAUGGUGAAAGAGGUCACAAACCAAGAUGGCUGGCUUUGUCCUCUUUUCUGAUUGCUGUAGGAGCAUUAGUAUUUUCUUUGCCACAUUUUACUUCUGGUCCAUACACAUAUGGAGAAAAAGCAGAAGACCUCUGUCCAGUUCCUCUUUUUGGAGGCCAAACCAAGCCGUGCCACCGUGGCAGCAGAUCUAAACUUUCCAACUACUUCUAUGUUUUCUUGCUGGGUCAGUUCCUCUUAGGAGCAGGUGGAACUCCUCUGUACACACUGGGCACAACUUUCAUCGAUGAUAGUGUCCCAAAGCACCAAGCUUCAGUCUACAUAGGAAUUGGAUAUGCCAUGUCCCUGCUGGGUCCUGCCAUUGGCUAUGUUUUAGGAGGACAGUUGCUGAAUGUCUAUGUUGAUUUCAAUCGUGAUAUAAGUGUAGACCUCACUCCAGAAGAUCCACGCUGGGUUGGAGCAUGGUGGAUAGCCUUUGUGAUAUGCAGCUUCUCUACAUGCCUUUUAGUAGCACCAUUUUCAUAUUUCCCAAAGCAUUUGCCAGGUACAAGCAAAAUACGAGCAGAGAAGAUUUCUGAAGCACAUCAUAAUGGAAAACAGAUGUGUGAAUAUACUGGGAGGAGUAUUAAGGACUUUCUUAUGAUUCUCUGGAUGCUGCUGAGAAAUCCUGUGUUGAUGUAUCUUGUAAUAGCAGCUGCAUUAGAAGCUUUAGUCGCUACUGGUUUUGCGACUUUCUUGCCUAAAUUUAUAGAAAAUCAGUUUGGAUUUACAUCUAGCUAUUCAGCUACUUUAGGAGGGCUUGUCUUAGUCCCAGGAGCAGCAAUUGGCCAAAUCAUAAGUGGUACCUUAAUUUCCAAGCUGCAAAUGAAUUGCAAAACUAUAAUCAAGUUCAUUAUUGCUACUUGUACUAUGGCGCUGCUAUUAAACAUGGUGUUUGCAUUUGCUAAAUGUGGGAAUGAACCAUUUGCUGGUGUUUCUGAAACAUAUAACGGGACAGGCAUGUUAUCAAACUUAACAGCACCCUGCAAUGCCCAUUGUAGAUGUUUGCAUUCAGACUUUUUGCCCAUCUGUGGUGCAGAUGAAGUCCAGUAUUUUUCUCCAUGUUAUGCAGGAUGUACUGCUGUUGUUUCUCAGAAGCAUGCAACAAAGCACUACAGCAAUUGUUCCUGUGUUGUGAAUCCCGUAAUUGAAAUUGAGAAUACCUUUCAAGGGGCCACUUCUGGAAAAUGUAAAUCUAAGUGCACAGUCCUGCCUUGGUUCCUGAGCUUCUUCUUUUUUACAGUUGUUUUUACUUUUAUGGCAGUUACACCAACAACUGUGGCCAUUCUCAGAUGUGUGCCAGAAAAUCACAGAUCAUUUGCUUUAGGUGUUCAUAUGCUCUUUCUACGAAUUUUAGGCACUAUUCCUGGCCCAAUCCUUUUUGGUAUCUCAAUAGACGAUUCUUGCACUCUCUGGUCUACAGAUAGAUGUGGACGUAAAGGAGCAUGUUGGACCUAUAACAAUACUAAAAUGGCAUAUUUGCUAUUUGGUAUAAGUGCAUGUUCCAAAGCAAUUUCUCUAAUUUUUACUAUCACAUCAUAUGUGUUAUAUAAGCCUCCCCCAGAUAUUGUUGCUGAUUCGAAGACACAAGAUCAAACAAGCUCUUCAGUACGCCUUUGAAUGAGGAACAAAGUAUUCUUUCUAGUGAAAGUCAAAGAAAAAUUCUUUAGUGAUGUCCAGUGGCAGCUGUAACUUCUGAGUAACAGCACUGGGAGGCUCUGAGCAAGUCAUUUAAUUCUUUUUUAAAAAAAUAAAUAAAUACACUUUUACUUUAAAUCCAUUUUACUUCAAGUGUAUCUCAGUCUCAUGAAACUUUUUACUUUCUCAAGAGAAUGGUAUGAUUUUUGUAAUGUAGAAUGUCUAAAUAUUUUAACCAAAAAUCAACUUUAGAAACUCAUUUAAUUGAUUGUAGGAAGAUAAGAGAUUUCCAUGGGACAUGAAAGUACUUUGAUAAGAAACUGUAUCUCUAAUUUUGCAGGCUCAUUUUUUCAGUCUGAGUGCCAUCAUUUUGCCUGUUAGGACUCAGGACACUGAGAGGAUUAUGGGCCAGGAUAAAAACAAAAUGAAAUAAAAUUAUAUCUGUUAACAUGACUACUAAUCAAAUAGUUACUAAUUUUUCACAUGAAUACAUUUUAAAAUUAUACCUUUAUGUAUUUUAUUUACUUCCCCAUUUCUACUCUGGUAAGUAAUCAAAGGCAGCUUUCAAAAUUAAUGUCCCCAUUUCAAAAUACCAUAUUGCUCAAGUGUCUAUGGAGAUUCUCAAUCAUCCACGUCAUGGUUGUCUCAAAGGUGCUUUUCCAAGAGGCAACUGGACUUU